Nymphalis io (European peacock) is the source of this 1237-nucleotide messenger RNA. RefSeq lists its product as uncharacterized. The record is from RefSeq and is a predicted model, not a curated record. NCBI's taxonomy places the organism in Eukaryota, Metazoa, Arthropoda, Insecta, Lepidoptera, Nymphalidae. The coding region runs from base 473 to 1057 and encodes 194 amino acids. The transcript is spliced from 11 exons.
UGAAUAUUUACCUUACAGAAGCUUUAGAACCAACUCAAACCGAAGAACGCCAUUUUAUCCAGGAUUAGGGCAUCCCUUAAUUUAUUAUGCUGAAGUCAAGCCGAAGAGACGUAGCCGAAGGAGCAGAGAAAAUGAAAACAACAAUUCGAACUGUUUCGUUAAAGCAUUUCGUUGGUACACUCAGGAACAUGUCCCAUUUAAAAAGACGAAUUCAUCAAAUAAUAUAAUUAAUAAGGACAUAAAAGGCUUCGCGACGUGGCUUGAUGAGAAAUAUAAUGAAUAUCAGGACACAAAUCGAAUACAGAAAAAUCAAUGCAUAUUGAAUCAAAGCUCCACGCUCGAAUUAAUUAGUGGCGCUAAAAUUUACGACAAUAAAGUACGUGGUUCAAAGAAGUUUCCAAUAUUAAGAAGCCCUUGGGAUAAACGCAGAAAAAAAGACGAAACUGAUGUUACUGUUAAGUCAAAUCAAAGCAUGAAAAUCAUUUUGAAGCCUAAAAACUUAUCUCGUCCAGCUUCAGAAUGCUGUCAAAGAUCUGAUUUACAAAACAACGGAAUUAUAUCCAACAAGAACGCUCUACACAUGAAGCUAAGACCCACAUCUAGAAGCUUGACGAGUGUGCUCAAGGAAAAAGAAAUAUACAUUAUACCUUUUGACGUUCUUCAAGACGCGAACCAUGAGGAAUUAAAGCAUAAAGUCGAAGAAAACAACAAUGAGCAAAAGAUAUUAAGGCAAAUUUUCCCGAAAGAGCCAACAGCGUUUAAAAGUAAAAAAAGGAAUGACGUAUCUUGUCAAUGUUCUUACGGGACGUUUGAAAAUACUUCUGGUAAAUUCGACAAAUCAAAUACAUGCCUUUGUUACAAAAGAAAAUCAGAAUAUGAAGUUGUACGAAAGAUUGCAGUAAUUCCCAAAACUCAACCAAAUACGAGAGACCACAAAUCAUCUAUAUCAACAUUGGUUAGUGAUAGCGUGCAAACAUCUGAUUAUUCUAUAGUAUUGGAAAACGAUAUAAAUUGCAAUAAUCCGGUAUUCAUGAAGAUAAUAUGUGUCCAUAAAUAAAAGAAAUUGUUUUACGUUAAAAUAUAAUAACUUUACAAGUGAAAAUAAGUGUUUGAAAUGAAAAAAAAUCAAAAUCGAUAGGAUAUGGUCCAGUGUACAUGCAACACAACACAGCAGGACCUUCAAGAGUUAUACAGAUUGAAAUCAAAACUUUUGUAAACUAUUUCAUCCCAUUCCAUC